CUUUGAGCCCAGGACGCUCCUCUCUCUCUCUCUCACUCUGCCUACAAAGCCAACCUAGCUCUAUCUUGAAUGCUUUUCUAUCAUGGAAACGUUUUUUAAUAGGCUGCGUUAAGACUGCUGGUUUUGUUUCACUUUCUUAUUCUGAAAUGUACGACCGUCUGGAUCCCCGCUCGGCCGAGAGAGGAACGCUUUUUGUAGGUAUAAUACAAGGAAGCGUCGUCUGAGAGAGGGAGAGAGGGGGAAGGAUUGACGCUUUUUCCUCCUCUCCUCCUCCUUCCUUUCGCCCCCCUCUCCUGCUCUUUUUGGCGGAGAGAGGGGUUAAGGCAGGAAUAAACCCUUAUUUUGUUUUUUCUUUCUUUCUUUUUUUUUUAAUGAAUUUGAAUCCUACUGCGCAACCAAACCGGAUCACGUGGGAUCGAGGAGAGUUGGAUCGAUUUUGCACAGUUCAAUGUGAGACAAAAAAGAGAAACAAACAACUCUUAUAUCUUUUUACUUAUUUGGAUAAGUGGGACUGUUGAUACUUUUGCAUAAUUGCAAGUUAAGGGGGGGUGUUUUGAGUUCUUUUCUCAGCCUUGGGGGUGUGGAGUGUUAGGUUCUUAUAUGCCUGGGUUUUGAAAAACAAUGGAGACGCACAUUUCGUGCCUCUUCCCGGAAAUUUUGGCCAUGAUUUUCAGCUAUCUGGACGUGAGGGACAAAGGCAGGGUAGCCCAAGUGUGUAUCGCUUGGAGGGACGCAUCCUACCACAAGUCAGUGUGGAGGGGGGUGGAGGCCAAGCUGCACCUCCGCCGGGCCAAUCCGUCCCUGUUCCCCAGCCUCCAGGCCAGGGGCAUCCGGAGGGUCCAGAUCUUGUCCCUGCGCCGCAGCUUGAGCUACGUGAUCCAGGGAAUGCCAAACAUUGAGUCCCUCAAUCUGUCCGGCUGCUACAACCUAACGGAUAACGGGCUGGGCCAUGCGUUUGUACAAGAGAUCCCAUCACUGAGGGUUUUGAACCUGAGUUUGUGCAAGCAGAUCACAGACUCCAGCCUUGGCAGGAUAGCUCAAUAUUUGAAGAACCUGGAGGUGCUGGAGCUUGGCGGCUGCAGCAACAUCACCAACACUGGGCUUCUCUUGAUAGCCUGGGGCCUCCACAGGCUCAAGAGUCUCAACCUGAGGUCCUGCAGGCAUGUCUCUGAUGUGGGGAUUGGACAUUUGGCGGGUAUGACCCGCAGCGCAGCAGAGGGCUGUUUGAACCUGGAGUACCUUACUCUCCAGGACUGUCAGAAACUGACAGACCUGUCUCUCAAACACAUUUCCAAGGGGCUGACCAAGCUCCGGGUACUGAACCUGAGCUUCUGUGGGGGGAUCUCAGAUGCGGGGAUGAUCCAUCUUUCCCACAUGACUUCUCUAUGGAGCCUCAACCUGCGCUCCUGUGACAACAUCAGUGACACAGGGACUAUGCACCUUGCCAUGGGCACCCUGAGGCUGUCUGGGCUGGACGUUUCCUUCUGUGACAAGAUAGGGGACCAGACCUUGGCGUACAUUGCUCAGGGGCUGUACCAGCUCAAGUCCCUGUCCCUGUGCUCGUGUCACAUCUCUGACGACGGUAUAAACCGGAUGGUGAGGCAGAUGCAUGAGUUAAGAACUCUGAACAUUGGACAGUGUGUGCGCAUCACGGACAAAGGGCUGGAGCUCAUAGCUGACCACCUGACCCAGCUGGCGGGCAUCGACCUGUAUGGAUGUACCAAGAUCACCAAGAGGGGACUGGAGAGGAUCACGCAGCUCCCCUGCCUUAAAGUGUUGAACCUGGGACUCUGGCAGAUGACAGAGAGUGAGAAAGUGAGGUGAUUGGAAGUGUUUGGGCUUUUUUUGGUUUUUUUUUUUGGAUGGGGACAGAGGGGCACAUGAGCAGGAGGGGUGAUAGAUGGGCAGGGGGGUUCCUUUUUUCAUUUAAAAAGAGAGAAAACCUCCCCUUUCCCUCCUGUGGUUGUGUAAGGUGUGUAUCUCCCAUGUGACCAGACUUUUAUGUUAAAAUGCUUAAUUUUUCUUUAUUUUGGCCUUUCAGGAUUCUAAUUAGUGUUUGAUGUGACUUGAUAUUCUGCCUGGUAGAGAACAACUCAAUCUUACUUUUUCUAAUGAACUCAUGAAAAAAAAAUUACUUUUAGAAAUUAUUUUCAUCUCAUACUGAGUUUUAAUAUCUCAAUAAUUCUUACAUUGGAGUAGAAUAACUUUAUUUAAUUGCAUAGAAAAUGAGCUUGUUUCACAUGUUUCAAUUACAUAGACACCAGGAGAAUAAUCUGCUUCAUGUACUGACACUUGCUUCCAGAAGAUUCUUGAAGUGAAACUUGCAUCCAUUCAAACUGUCAGAUUUUCCCUUUGGUUUUCAGCAAAGUGAGAUUUUAAAACUUGAGAAUGAGCCCUUUUUUUUAUACUGAGUCUGGAUUUGAGACAUUUACGACUAAUCGCUACAGCCAUCACGCCUAAAACAUUUGGCUACCUCGUAUGUGGUUGUUUUCAAAGGGUGUAUACUGUUUAAAAAGAAGGAAAGCGAGAAUGAGAGACUGGGAGAAAAUGUGCCUACGGGACUAUGUCUGCCCCCUCCCCCAUCCCUCUAUCCCUCCCUCCCUCCCUCCUCCAUGAGCAGAGCUGGAGAAAGGAGACCAGGACACAAUCUAACUACCUUUGUUAAUUUAUCCCCAUAAACAGCAACAAUUUCACAGAGAGAGAAAGAGAGAGAAGGGCAGCCAGCUGUAAAAUCGAUUCCGAUUUUAACGAGAACAACGCUUUAUGCAAAAAACAGAAAACAUGCUUAAGUAAAAGAGCUUUUAUUGUUUGUUUCCUUCAUUUUUAGGGAUGAAGUCCAACUUUAACGCCGCUGACAGACAUGUUGUAUUCAAGCUUUGAUCAAUAUAAAGACACAGUUCUCAGCCUUCCUUCAAAAUACCUAUAGUAGCCUCAUCUUAUGUUAAAAUACUGCAAAUAGGAAUAUUACAAUGGUGUAGUGCACGAUAACACAAUAAUCUAACUGUAUGACCAGGCUAUUAUUUAACACUAAGUGUGUAUUAUAGUGUGUUUUACAGGAUUAAUUUACUGUGGGUAUUUUUGUUUGGGAUGCUGUUAGAAAUUAAUGUCAUUGAAUGUUGUUCAGAGCGUCGUACUUCAAAUUGAAGUGAUUCCUAUAUAGAUAUCUAAUACCCUUUAUUGAUUAAAAGAAAUCAGGGUUGGUUCCAUGGUUAUAUUUUCCCACGUUAAUGCCAACACAGGUCGCAUUCAUAUUCAUGUUGCUUUCACCGGUGAGAGAGAAGUGUAGGGAUAUCUUUUUUCCUCUUUUUCUCCAUCUCCCCCUUCCUUCUUCUUCUUCUUCUCCCCCUUGAACAAAAAUACCCCGAAUCCAUUUCAAGACAUGCUUAGAAUAAGGAGCAAUCGAUUAUUUUUCUUUCUCUACCCCGUCUCGGGUUACACGCGGAAUGCGUCUCUCUCUCUCCCUCGCCAUCUCUCUCUCUCUCUUUCACAUACACACAUGCACACACGUGCGCACACGGAGGCCUGUGUGUGUGCGUUUUUAAUGUAAUGCAAUGACCUGCUAGAAAAUUAAUAUACGGAUGUGCGUCCUGCUGAAAAAGCUGUGUGUGUUUGAAAAUAAAAGAUGUACUGUAUAUUAUGUGUUUGUAAAGAAAAAAAUGCAGAAUCCCAAAAUUAAAUUGUUUUAUAUUCUUACGGUCAAAACAAUUAAAGAUAUUUAUAUAAUGAACGAAAA
This is a messenger RNA of Sphaeramia orbicularis (orbiculate cardinalfish), 3733 nucleotides long. It is a transcript of the gene fbxl14b, whose product is annotated as F-box and leucine-rich repeat protein 14b. Lineage: Eukaryota; Metazoa; Chordata; Actinopteri; Kurtiformes; Apogonidae. Gene Ontology annotation, biological process: SCF-dependent proteasomal ubiquitin-dependent protein catabolic process. Gene Ontology annotation, molecular function: protein binding. The record is from RefSeq and is a predicted model, not a curated record. Gene Ontology annotation, cellular component: SCF ubiquitin ligase complex. The coding region runs from base 622 to 1824 and encodes 400 amino acids. The transcript has a single exon.